AUGUUAGAAAAAUUAAUGAUAAUGAUGAAAACACAGCAAGAAGAAAAUAGAACAAUGAUGAAAGCACAUCAAGAUGCAAUUAGAGAAGAAAAUAACAAAAUGACAAGUCAGAUAGAAAACAAAUUAGAGAAAUAUGAAUACGAAGUGAAAGGUUAUCUACAACAAAUACAAGAAGAAGUCGAUAGAAUAGCGGAAGAUACAGAUAUAAAACUAGAGAGUUAG
This is a messenger RNA of Diabrotica balteata, 222 nucleotides long. The record is from the annotation of a GenBank genome assembly. NCBI's taxonomy places the organism in Eukaryota, Metazoa, Arthropoda, Insecta, Coleoptera, Chrysomelidae.